Cuscuta campestris is the source of this 1019-nucleotide messenger RNA. The record is from the annotation of a GenBank genome assembly. NCBI's taxonomy places the organism in Eukaryota, Viridiplantae, Streptophyta, Magnoliopsida, Solanales, Convolvulaceae.
GGAUCAGAUUAUCAUGCACCCAUUCAUUUAUUACUCCGUAUUUUAUGAAAUUAAUUUCUAAAUAAGGAUUAUAUGAACAAUUUACCUUCCUUAAAAAUAUAAUCUCCCAGAUUAAUUUUCUUUCAAUUCCAUUCCGGAGUUUCCAAUCUUAAAUCGUCCAAAAUAAUUUCAAUAAUAAAAUCAAACAAUGGGGUUGAAAUCUUUGUUCUGCAAGAAGAAGCGGCUGGCGAGCGGCGGCGGCGAUCAGGCCACGACGGAGGCCGCAACCCCGAGAAUGUCGUCGUUCCGCAGCCGGGCGCGCGUGGAGGAGGAGCUGGAGCAGGUGUUCAAGAAGUUCGACGCGAACGGCGACGGGAAUAUCUCGUCGUCGGAGCUCGGGUCGAUCAUGUCCAGCCUCGGCCACGCGGCGGCGGAGGAGGAGGUGGACGCCAUGAUCCGGGAGGUGGACGCCGACGGCGACGGGUUCAUCGAUCUCCGGGAGUUCAUCGAGCUGAACACAAAAGACGUCGGCGCCGACGAGGUGAUGGAGAACCUCCGGGACGCCUUCUCCGUGUUUGACGCCGACAAGAACGGAUCGAUCUCCGCGGAGGAGCUGCAGAACGUCUUGCGGAGCAUCGGCGAGGAAUGCUCUCUCGCGGAGUGCCGGAAAAUGAUCAGCGGCGUCGACCGCGACGGCGACGGGAUGAUCGAUUUCGACGAGUUUAAGGUCAUGAUGUUGACCGGGUCCCACUUCGAUUUCGCCAAUUCAAACUCUGGGUAAAUUAGUUGGCUAUGUCAUAUUUUUCCCUUGAGAUCAAAAGAGAAUAUUUCCUAGUUAUAAAUUUGAAUUUUCUUGUUACUUAUGUUUUGGUUUCUAAUAAACUAAUUACAAAUUUCUUGUAUUUUUUCUUGCUCUUAUUAGGAGAAAUACAUCAACUUUUUUUUAAGAUGGUUAUAUAUUUCAUGAUGUUCUCGUUUAAUUUGUAUAUCAAGAGCAAUGUAACUUAAUUUUGAUCUUUAAUUAAAUUGACUUUUGAUUU